CGGACCAUAUUGAGGUCAGUGACGUCACGUUAUAACAUAACAACAUGGAUGAUCUUGCACGGAGGAAGACAAAAAAAUAAUAAGGUUAUAUUGAGUGGUUUAUAGUAGGUUGGGGAAACUAAACCAACACUUAGCGGAGCUAGAGUUCACAAAGUGGAAACUAACCGAAGUAAACUAAACUAAUUGGCAGUAAAAACCUUACGGAGCCAUGAACUGACUUUACUCUGAACUUCUGGUCAAGACACAGUAAGACUCGGCGACAAAGAAGAAUCAUGUUGAGUUUCCUUGGACUGCGUAAAGAAACAAAGAAGUCAACAUCCGACAAGGAAGUUGAUGGAGGCUUUGUUAUCAUCGGAGAGACAUUUGAAGAGCAGAGGAGGAAGAUGCAGAACAUGAACAUCGCACACCCGUCAACAAAUGUCAUAGUGCAGCCAUCAAAGUCAUCCUACACAACUCCAGAUCAACCCGCUGACAGAGUGCUCCCUGCAGCUUUACCCACCAUGGGGCCCGUACUGGGAGCCUCAGCAGUGGAAGCUGCUUCAGCUCUCCCAGAUGUCCUUAGGGAUGUUCCCUUCACUUUGGCUCCUCAUGUCCUUACCAUGCAGGCUGGAUUUCCCCUCAUCCCUGAUGUGCUGCUGUCCCGGGACAUUAACUACAACCUGGCUAAUUUUCAGUAUGACUUCACUUUAGAGAACUCUGUGCUCCAUAAUGCCUAGUCUGUUUGAAUUUCAAUAUCAGGACUGUUAUUAGGAGUUCAUACUGUGUGGAAUUAUGAACGAUUGAAAACUCACUAAAAUUACAUUAAAAAUCAAAAAGUUGUAGAACUGCAAAGCAUUGAAUUUAUGAAAUUAACUCCCUGUUCAUUAAAUUUCAAAGUAAAUCUUUGGAAAUGAACUGAAGGAAGCAUGGAGAUCUGACUGACUGUAGAACUGAUGAUGAUGAAAAGCUCUAACUUUAUUGCUUUGCAGGAACUGAAUGGACUUGUGGUUGAGUUAGCUUGUGCUGCUCUCAGUGUGAACACAGUCAGGAAGUACAAUGUGUUCCAAUAAUGUUGUGUAACUGUGAACAGGAUAAUUAUGGUUUAUUACAACCUGUGAACACUGCUGCACAGAGGUCAACAAGGUAAAACCAAAAAUAAACACACCUGAAAUGUUGGUGUUAACCUGUCAUUGCCAGCAAUUAUAAUAAAUAUGAUAGGUCAAAGUAGCUUCUAUAAUGGGCAGUGUGGGUAAUAAUGUUACCGUUCCCCUUUGUUUUUUAACUAACCUUUCGACUUUGUUUACACCUGUCUGAUCAUAUGGUUUCCUUUUACUAGAAUUGUGCUGCACCCGGAACCUGACAGGUCCAGACAAAGUAACGGGCUUUCAGCCUUCUAGCGGUGUAAAACUCUGGGCUUGGGUUGGGUUCAUGUUUGGUUAUCCUCAAAAUGCUGCCCGUCGUCUAUAUCUGUGUGUCUAUUGUAGCAACUAGACUCUCAGUGACCACAGGGAGGAGUGAGUGGACAGUUGUAGCUGUUAGCUUGGCUAACUAAGCAUACGUAAAUAUAACUUCAGGUCUAAGUUUAGGUCUCAAAUUUGGCAGUAGCAGUCAGGUUCAGAUGAGUUGGGUCGUGAAGACGUGUGUACAGGCUACAGCUGCUGUCUCUUGUCCCACCAGACUUUUAGCAAUGCCUCCAUUUUUCCAGAUCUCCAUGAUUAACUUGGAGAGUACAGUGCUUUUAUGACACAUAUAAACUGUAUUGUGACUACAAAAAUAAGACCCGUUUGUACUAAAUUGGAAUUAUCCUUCA
Molecule: messenger RNA, 1789 nt
Organism: Seriola aureovittata
Lineage: Eukaryota; Metazoa; Chordata; Actinopteri; Carangiformes; Carangidae
Gene: umad1
Product: UBAP1-MVB12-associated (UMA) domain containing 1
Exons: 4
Coding region: 273-716 (147 amino acids)
Source: RefSeq, a predicted model, not a curated record